Messenger RNA from Acaulospora colombiana, 1416 nucleotides. Lineage: Eukaryota; Fungi; Glomeromycota; Glomeromycetes; Diversisporales; Acaulosporaceae. The record is from the annotation of a GenBank genome assembly.
AUGUAUUAUUAUUAUUAUAAGCAGCGAAGUCUGACAUCAGACAAUCCACACAACUUCAAGUCAAAAGUACGCCUGGAGAUCGACUCGAAAUCGAUAUCAGUGCAAGUGAUCAAGGAGCACAAUGAUACAAAAGCCGAUCAGUCGGGAUAUGAAAACAAAGGUUCACUUGGGUCAACUCUAAUAAAUUCUUUAUCUAUUUCCAAGUACACGGAUCGAUCAGCUCCAUUGAGUGGUACCACGAUCAUCUCAUCAAGGGGCAGCGUUUCACAACUCAGAUUUCUUGGUAAUCAGAGUAAUCCGAGCUUUCAAAAAAUCCAAACGGAGGAGUACAACUCUUCGCAAAGUAUUAUGAUUUCCGUAUACGGUUGUAACCUUGAAAGAGACGAAAUAGUUGAUUUUGCGGAAGAGUUGAACGUGGAUAAUGAGGAAGAUCUUAGGAAGUCCUGUGCUGACUCGGUGGAAUUUUGUCCGUUUAGCGUCCACGCUCAAUUUUUAGCAUGUGGCACUUAUCAAUUGGCCGAUCCUGAUGUCCAAACCUCUGAGCUCCGCGAAAAUGUUAACAACGACGAAGGAGUCAUGUUGAGUCAAUUUGAUGCACCCAAAAAGAGACUAGGAAGGUUGCUUUUAUACCAAGUCACCGGCGAUAAUCGUUCCAGAAAAAUGUAUAGUGAUGGCAGCAUCGUUGUGGUGUCGGUGGACAAUCAAAUGGGAAUCCUCGAGAGAGGUCGAUGGUUGGCUCAUGAUUUUGAGGCCUGGAUAGCUGCCUUUAACUACUGGAAUACAAAUUUGAUAUAUACUGGUGGGGACGACUGUUACUUGAAAGGAUGGGAUCUGAGAAUAGAUUCGGCUCCGACAUUUGAAAAUAAAAGGUUCGAACUGCACCUCCUUCACGGUGAAAUUUUUCACUUUGUUAAUAACAUUUAUUUCGCUUUAAGAUCCCAUCAAGCCGGCGUCUGUAGCAUACAAUCCAACCCUCAUUCUGAAUACUAUUUGGCCACAGGAAGUUAUGACGAACACGUCUUACUUUGGGAUACACGAUCAAUGAAACGACCUGUCUACGACAACCUUGUCGGUGGUGGUGUAUGGCGAUUAAAGUGGCAUCCGACGAGGAAAGAUCUUCUGUUGGGAGCAUGUAUGCACAACGGCUUUCAUGUAAUCAAGGUAGAUGGAACGUCGAGAAAGGGUAAAUAUAAAUACAUAAAUACGCAGCAACUUUAUAAUCUGCACAUUCCCUCUCAACGUCCUGUCGGAAUAAAAAAAAAAAUCCCCGCAGAUGCAUUAUAUAUGAACAACGUUGCAAGUUUUAAGAUCCACGAACCUUUGGCCUAUGGUGUUGAUUGGUCUUACUCCCGAACAUUAAAUAAACCUUUGGUAGCCGGGUGCGACUUUUAUGGUCACGCGAUACACCUGUGGUAA